Molecule: messenger RNA, 628 nt
Organism: Cicer arietinum (chickpea)
Lineage: Eukaryota; Viridiplantae; Streptophyta; Magnoliopsida; Fabales; Fabaceae
Source: RefSeq, a predicted model, not a curated record
UUCACCACAUUGCACGCACCCCUUGUCUCUGAUAUAUCCUAUGGCUUCACUUUUCCUUUCGUCCAUAGUCAUUUUUCUGAGUGCGGUUUCAGCCAUAGAAUCAGCUGCUCUAGAUGUUUUGCCAGUUCAUGCUUUUCACAAAACUUCAAACAGCGUUUUACCCAAUGGUGUGCCAAUUGUUCCAAUUCAUCCCUUAAGUGAGCCAAUACUUCCACCAAAACCAAAUCAUGUUUUGCCAACUGGUGAGCCAGUUCAUGUUUAUCCCUUAAGCGAGCCGAUACUUCCACCAAAUGGUGUUUAUCCCUUAAGCGAGCCAAUACUUCCACCAAAUGGUGUUUAUCCCUUAAGCGAGCCGGUACUUCCGCCAAAAUCAAACCAUGUUUAUCCCUUAAGUGAGCCAGUACUUCCACCAAAACUAAACCAUGUUUUGCCAACUGGUGAACCAGCUCCAGUUCAUGCUAUUCCAAGAUCUAGGAAGAUCAAGUUCUGAGUUUAACAUGAUGAGAUUAAAUAAUUUAUCUAGACUACAAUGUCGUGACUUUUCUGUCUAAAUAGAUGUCAACAAUAAUGUAGUUGGAAUCACAAAUUUUAAUAAAAACAGUUAUAUCAACAUGCUAUUUAUAUUAUA